UAACUGGUUUUGUGCAACUGUUGGCCAGUCAGCUAGCUUCUCUGUGCCUUGGUGGAGUCAUUCAUUGAUUCAGUAAGGAUGUAUUGUUUUGUUCUAAGCGAACAAAACAGUCCUUGCUAAAAUUGUAGUUGGGGUGAUGAAGAGAACAGUGAGGGUACCUGACAGUACAGUUAACUACCAUUCAAAGACAUAAAUGUUGAUGAAGGUGUAAAGGUCUAUAUAGAACGUUGCUGUUGUCAAUCAUCAUCGAGUCGAUUUCGACUUAUAGUGACCCCAUGUAUGCAAAGUAGAGACCCUGGUGGCGUAGUGGUUAAGUGCUAGGGCUGCUGACCAAAAGGUUGGCAGUUCGAAUGCACCAGGCAUUCCUUGGAAACUCUAUGGGGCAGUUCUACUGUGUCCUAUAGGGUCGCUAUGAGUCGGAAUCAACUGGACGGCAACUGCUCCGUAGGAUUUUCAAGGCUGUGACCUCUCAGGAGGAGAUCACCAGGCCUGUCUAUCAUGGUGCCUCCGAGUGGGUUUGAAUUGCCAGCCGUUAGGCCAGUAGGGGACAGUUAAACAUUUGUGCCACCCAGGAACUCUUCUAAAGGUACUACAGAUAAUAUAAACAAAUAAGUCUGGUUGUGUUCCAAUACAGCUUUAUUUUUAUUUAUGUAUUGUUUGUUUUAUUGUAUUUUAGAUGAAGGUUAACAGAACAAACUAAUGGCUCAUCAUACAGUUAGUACACACAUUGUUGUAUGACAUUGGUUAACAACCCCAUGACAUGUCAACACUCUCCUUUCUCAACUCUGUUGUUGUUUUUGUUGUUAGGUGCCGUCGAGUCGGUUCCGACUCAUAGCGACCCUAUGCACAACAGAACAAAACACUGCCCAGUCCUGAGCCAUCCUUAUAAUCGUUGUUAUGCAUGAGCUCAUUGUUGCAGCCACUGUGUCAGUCCACCUUGUUGAGGGUCUUUCUCUUUUCCGCUGACCCUGUACUUUGCCAAGGAUGAUGUCCUUCUCCAGGGACUGAUCCCUCCUGACAACAUCUCCAAAGUAUGUAAGAAGACACAGUCUCCAUCCUUGCUUCUAAGGAGCAUUCUGGUUGUACUUCUUCCAAGACAGCAUCAUGGAUACUGACUUGUAUGAUGAGUUUGGGAAUUACAUUGGACCAGAGCUUGAUUCUGAUGAAGAUGAUGAUGAAUUGGGCAGAGAAGCCAAAGAUCUUGAUGAGAUGGAUGAUGAGGAGGAGGAGGACGACAUAGGAGAGCAUGAUGACGACCACCCUGGGAUGGAGGUGGUGCUACAUGAGGACAAGAAGUACUACCCCACAGCCGAGGAGGUGUACGGUCCUGAGGUGGAGACCAUAGUCCAAGAGGAAGACACCCAGCCUCUCACAGAACCCAUUAUUAAGCCAGUGAAAACCAAGAAAUUCACUCUGAUGGAGCAGACGUUACCUGUCACGGUGUAUGAAAUGGAUUUCUUGGCAGAUCUGAUGGACAACUCGGAGCUCAUCAGAAAUGUGACCCUUUGUGGCCAUCUCCACCAUGGCAAGACUUGUUUUGUAGAUUGUUUAAUAGAACAGACUCACCCAGAAAUCAGAAAACGCUAUGACCAAGAUCUGUGCUACACUGACAUCCUCUUUACUGAGCAAGAGAGAGGCGUCGGCAUCAAAAGCACUCCUGUGACGGUGGUCCUGCCAGAUACCAAAGGAAAAUCUUACCUCUUCAAUAUCAUGGACACUCCAGGACAUGUGAAUUUUUCUGAUGAGGUUACGGCUGGCUUGCGCAUCUCGGAUGGAGUGGUUCUUUUCAUCGAUGCUGCUGAGGGGGUGAUGUUGAACACCGAGCGGCUGAUCAAGCACGCUGUGCAGGAGAGGCUGGCGGUCACUGUGUGCAUCAACAAGAUUGACCGACUCAUCCUGGAGCUCAAGCUGCCUCCAACUGAUGCUUACUACAAGCUGCGCCACAUUGUAGAUGAGGUCAAUGGGCUAAUAAGCAUGUAUUCCACUGAUGAGAACCUGAUCUUGUCCCCGCUCCUGGGCAACGUCUGCUUCUCCAGCUCCCAGUACAGCAUCUGCUUCACGUUGGGCUCCUUUGCCAAGAUCUAUGCUGACACCUUUGGUGACAUUAAUUACCAGGAAUUUGCUAAAAGACUCUGGGGUGACAUCUACUUCAACCCCAAGACGAGAAAGUUCACAAAAAAGGCCCCGACUAGCAGCUCCCAGAGGAGCUUCGUAGAGUUUAUCUUGGAGCCCCUUUAUAAGAUCCUCGCUCAGGUGGUGGGUGAUGUGGACACCAGCCUCCCAAGGACCCUGGAUGAACUUGGCAUCCACCUGACCAAGGAGGAGCUGAAACUAAACAUUCGCCCUCUGCUGAGACUGGUCUGCAAAAAGUUCUUCGGCGAGUUCACAGGCUUCGUGGACAUGUGUGUACAGCAUAUUCCCUCUCCAAAGGUGGGCGCCAAAUCCAAGAUCGAGCACACCUACACUGGCGGCGUAGACUCCGACCUCGGCGAGGCCAUGAGCGACUGUGACCCUGAUGGUCCCCUGAUGUGCCACACUACCAAGAUGUAUAGCACAGAUGAUGGAGUUCAAUUUCACGCCUUUGGCCGAGUGCUGAGUGGCACUAUCCAUGCUGGGCAGCCUGUGAAGGUCCUGGGGGAGAACUACACCCUGGAGGAUGAGGAAGAUUCCCAGAUAUGCACCGUGGGCCGACUUUGGAUCUCUGUGGCCAGGUACCAUAUUGAGGUGAACCGUGUUCCUGCUGGCAACUGGGUUCUGAUUGAAGGUGUCGAUCAACCAAUUGUGAAGACAGCGACCAUCACUGAACCCCGAGGCAAUGAGGAGGCUCAGAUUUUCCGCCCCUUGAAGUUCAACACCACAUCUGUGAUCAAGAUUGCUGUGGAGCCAGUCAACCCCUCAGAGCUGCCGAAGAUGCUCGACGGCCUGCGCAAAGUCAACAAGAGCUACCCAUCCCUCACCACCAAGGUGGAAGAGUCCGGUGAGCAUGUGAUCCUGGGCACCGGGGAGCUCUACCUGGACUGUGUGAUGCAUGAUUUGCGGAAGAUGUACUCAGAGAUAGACAUCAAGGUGGCUGACCCAGUUGUCACAUUUUGUGAGACGGUGGUGGAAACGUCCUCCCUCAAGUGCUUUGCUGAAACUCCCAAUAAGAAGAACAAGAUCACCAUGAUUGCUGAGCCUCUUGAGAAGGGCCUUGCGGAGGACAUAGAAAACGAGGUGGUCCAGAUCACGUGGAACAGGAAGAAGUUGGGAGAGUUCUUCCAGACCAAGUAUGAUUGGGAUCUGCUGGCUGCCCGUUCCAUCUGGGCCUUUGGGCCUGAUGCCACGGGUCCCAACAUCCUGGUAGAUGAUACCCUGCCCUCUGAGGUGGACAAGGCUCUUCUCGGCUCAGUGAAGGACAGCAUCGUCCAAGGUUUUCAGUGGGGAACCAGGGAGGGGCCCCUCUGUGAUGAGUUGAUUCGAAACGUCAAGUUUAAGAUCCUGGACGCAGUGGUGGCCCAGGAGCCCCUGCACCGGGGUGGGGGCCAGAUCAUCCCCACAGCCAGGAGAGUCGUCUAUUCAGCCUUCCUUAUGGCCACGCCUCGUCUGAUGGAGCCUUACUACUUUGUUGAGGUACAGGCCCCUGCAGAUUGUGUCUCUGCUGUUUAUACUGUCCUGGCCAGGCGCAGGGGGCACGUGACUCAGGAUGCACCCAUCCCAGGCUCCCCUCUCUACACCAUCAAAGCUUUCAUCCCAGCCAUCGACUCUUUUGGCUUUGAAACUGAUCUGCGGACUCAUACCCAGGGACAGGCCUUUUCCCUGUCUGUCUUCCACCAUUGGCAGAUUGUACCUGGUGAUCCCCUGGACAAGAGCAUUGUCAUCCGCCCCCUGGAGCCACAGCCAGCCCCUCAUCUGGCCCGAGAAUUCAUGAUCAAAACCCGUCGUAGGAAGGGCCUGAGUGAAGAUGUGAGCAUCAGCAAGUUCUUCGAUGAUCCUAUGUUGCUGGAGCUUGCCAAGCAGGAUGUUGUGCUCAAUUACCCCAUGUGAGUGCAGGUACACCUGGCAGCCCCUGCUCCCUGCAGUGGGCUGCAGCUCCUGGACUUGAAGCUGGGACCCGACCGACUGCUUGGACUUGAUGUUGUCAGAGAGCAUCUGGGAGCUGCUGUUGCCUUUUUAACACCCCAAGAACCUCCAGCCCAGCGUCCCAGUGAGGGAGGAGCAUUUGGCCUUCUGGUUUCUUCCAUGGCCUCUGCCUGGCUCCAUUCCCAGGGAACAGAGAGGAGCUUGGGCUCAGGGAAGGAGAAGGGGAUGAAAGUGUUUAACUCCAAGAGGCCCUGUCUUCAGGAUUUACGUGGAAUUUUAUUUUUUACCAGUUUGACCUUAGAAAAACUUUCUAAGUGAACAGAACAUUCUGA
Messenger RNA from Loxodonta africana (African savanna elephant), 4391 nucleotides. RefSeq names its product elongation factor Tu GTP binding domain containing 2 (gene EFTUD2). Gene Ontology annotation, molecular function: GTPase activity; GTP binding; U5 snRNA binding. Bases 1105 to 4023 code for a protein of 972 amino acids. The transcript has 28 exons. Gene Ontology annotation, cellular component: U4/U6 x U5 tri-snRNP complex; cytosol; U2-type catalytic step 2 spliceosome. The record is from RefSeq and is a predicted model, not a curated record. Gene Ontology annotation, biological process: mRNA splicing, via spliceosome. NCBI's taxonomy places the organism in Eukaryota, Metazoa, Chordata, Mammalia, Proboscidea, Elephantidae.